Molecule: messenger RNA, 2933 nt
Organism: Dryobates pubescens (Downy woodpecker)
Lineage: Eukaryota; Metazoa; Chordata; Aves; Piciformes; Picidae
Product: WD repeat and coiled-coil-containing protein
Exons: 3
Coding region: 238-2445 (735 amino acids)
Molecular function (GO): kinase binding
Source: RefSeq, a predicted model, not a curated record
UCCCAGGAAAAGACAUAGCAAAAGCAGCUUUGACAUGGAUUUAUACUUAGAAGAGCAGCUGCAGGCUUACUGGGAAGGAGUUCUCAAUAUCGGCUCUUGGAUUAUUAGCAGAAAAACCCAGCUUGAUUCUGGAAAGGAAGGAAAUAUGAUAAAUAAUUCUUCUCAUCAUGAUCUGCAAGUGAAUUCCAAGGAUUCUCUACUUUGGAACAACCACCAAUAGACAGAAAGCUUAAAAAGAUGGAGCUUGGAAAGGCAAAGCUGCUGAGAACCGGCCUCAAUGCUCUAUAUCAGGCCAUCCACCCUGUGCAUGGAAUUGCCUGGACAGAUGGGAAGCAAGUGAUACUGACUGCAUUAUACUAUCACAACAGAGAGCUAAAGUUUGGAGAUUCCAGUGUUGUUGGUCAGUUCGAACAUGUUCAUGGACUUUAUUGGGGCCCAUGUUGCUCUACAGACACCCCAGCUCUGCUUGCUGUUCAGCAUAAAAAGCAUGUUAGCAUCUGGCAGCUGGCUUACAGCACUGCAGAGAAGCACAAACCUUUGAUUUCUCAGACUUGUGAAGUUGGUGAGCCAUUGCCACUGCUUUCUCAGGGCUGUGUCUGGCAUCCAAAGAAGGAAGUCUUGGCUGUGCUUACAAAAAGAGAUGCUUCAGUCUUGUAUGCUGUUCGUACUGACAAUACUAGAGUGAAGGCAGAUAUCAAAAGCAGUGGUCUUAUCCACUGUGCUUGCUGGACUAAGGAUGGUAAUCGUUUAGUAGUUGCUAUAGGCAGUGCCCUGCAUUCCUACAUCUGGGAUGAUGCUCAGAAAACUCUAAGUAACUGCUCCUUUUGCCCAGUCUUUGAUGUGGGAGGUUAUAUCUGUGCUAUAGAAGCCACACUGGAUUUCCAAAUUGCUGUAGCUACUGAGCUUCCUUUAGAUAACAUCUGUGGUUUGAAUGCAGGCCUUGCAUUUGAUAUGCCAUCUGGUGCAGAAACUGGUUCUAUAAUCUCACAGUCUGCUCUCGUGUUUGGCGAUGAGGAAUACUCCAUGGAUCUGCGAAGAAAGUCCACAGAUUCAGACAGAUCUGGUGCUGAUUCAAUUGCUUCUUCUUCAUCAGGUCCUGUGGAUUUAACCCAUAUCCUUGCAAACCACCGUCGGUCUGAUCCCGGUCCUCUCAUUCCUGUGAAACGCAAAGACUCUGCAGCAACAAAUGGCCAAGAUUCUUCUCACUUGAUCUUGGUCACUUUUGAGAGGAAGGUAACCACCACCAGAAAAGUCACAAUCCCAGGUAUUCUGGUUCCUGAUAUAAUGGCAUUUGACCUUAGAGCUCAGAUUGUGGCAGUGGCCUCUAAUACUUCUAACAUUGUUUUGGUGUAUUCAGUAACCUCUUCCUGCAUGCCUCAUAUUCAGCAAAUCCGUCUGGAGAAAAAUGAGAGACCAAAGGGCCUCUGCUUUUUGACAGAUAAACUCUUGUUAAUGCUGAUUGGCAAGCAAAAGUUCUCUGAGACAAGUCUCAUUCCAUCUUCAAGUUCAGACAGGUAUGUAAUGCGUUUGAUGAUCAAAGAAUUGAUGGUUGAUGAAGAUCCUUCAGCAUUCCCUGAGACUAAGCAGAAUAUGCUUUAUAACUUUGAAUCCUCUGUUAAUAUACCCGGAAAAAGGAAAUUCUUUGAAAAUCUUGCUACAGAAGACCAGCCUCAAAGCAGGGAGCUGUUAAUACCGAGAAGCACCAUUAUUCAGUCUCCUAGUGGCAGGAGAAGACUCAUUGAAGAAGUAAAGAGCCCUAGUUAUGAACAGAGCUCUUCAUCAAGUGUGAGUGACCUGGAUGAAAAAAGGCUUCCGGGUGACCCCUUGGUGGCCUUGGAAACAUUGGAUGCUGAACCUACCAACCGUUCAGUGUCUCUUCUUGGUUUUGGAACACCUUCCAGGCUUUCCAGCAGACCAGCUUCUCCUAAAGUCCAGUUCAAUGUGAUCCAAGAAACAUCAAGUUCUCCUAAAACCAACAAUUUGCCAAGAGAAAGAGGAAUGAGUCACAUAUCUAGAAAUUUAGAGAGACUUUGUGGCAGCUUCAAUGAGUUACAACUGAGUCUUUCUGAAAUAACAGACUUUGCUAAAAAUGGGAGGAGGAUAUCUUUAGCCUAUCCAUGUUCACAGGAACCGCCUGUUGUUCAUAUCACUUACCAGAAAAGUUUUUCAAAUGGAGCAGUUACAGAAGAAACAAAAGAUGUUCUCCUCUGUGAUGGCAAGAUCCACUUGAAUUUAGUCCAGCAGCUGUUUGAUCUGCCCGUCAUUGAAAUGAAACACGGCUCUUCCUGGAUUGUGCUCACUGCAGACAAGGAUGGCUUUGUGCCGUUAAUAUUCAAAGCAACACAAGAGAUAGUCAUAAGGGAUGGAACUGACAGUUCAGAAGUCUGUGGAGGUCACUCCCACAAGAAAAGCAUUUCGCCACGACCACCAAGCAGGGUGACAUAAUUGCUGAGCAAAGACACUGAUGACCUUCUUUUCUAAUACAAUACAGACAUGUUCUGCAGUGUCAGAAACUGAGUGACUAGAAAGAUGUCUUCACUACUUUCAAUAUAUUUAAACUGUGAGGUAUGUGCAUGGUUACACUAUUGCUAAAUCCUAGAGUUGGUUUGCCCCUCAUGAUUUCUUCUGAAGGGUGAGACCUAGUACAGCUACUGAUACUAAUGGCUGCCAGCGGACUAGAGCGGAGAGAUUAACCUCUACUUUGUGGUCUACAGUCCACACAAGGCUGAAGAAAAUACAGAGCAUUAAGAAAAAAAUGGGAUGGAAAAAAAAGGAAAGUGCUUCAGGCUCUCUUUGCUGUUCCAGCUGGAUCUCCUGGAAACCUGCAGCGUUUUCAGAAAUGCUUAAUUUUUACAUGAAAAUGUUCCAUCACUAGAAGGGUUGCAUCACUGCCUCCUGUCAGUGUCUUCUUACAUAGCAUGUAUAUUUACACA